GCAGCUGCUUGGGACUACGAGUACCGGCGUGCACUGCUCUGCGCAUGACAACCAGGCUCCAGAGUCCGGCGCUGCAGACUGAGAGGUCCUGAGGCGGUUGCCAUGGAGCCGGCCUGGCGACAGCAGGGAAGGGGGCGUGGCCGGAGUCAGGAGGGUCCGGGUGAAAGGUCACGGCCCCCACCACAGAAGGAGAGAGAGAGACCCGGGGGGGCGGCUGCAGGAGCCUGGGGGGCCGGACGAGGAGGGAGGACGAAGACCGCCACCGCAGAACCUCCACACGGUGUGUCGGUCCAGUCCAAGUUUGAGGAGAUCAGGAAGUCCAACCAGGCUGCUGCUCAGCGAUUGGUCGAGAGCCGUAUCAGCUCCUCCUCCUCUGAGGAUGAUGAUGAUGAUGAUGAUGAUGAUGAUGAAGAGGAGGAUGGAGUCCUGGACCAUAAGGAUGGAAAGAGAGGGAAGAUCCUGGCGUCCACCUUCACCACCUACACCGACCAGACAGGUGGUGAUGUCACAGGUCUGGUUAGGACUGGUCAGUAUGUCAGUGAGCUGUUUCAGUCUGGAGCUCUCACCUGUCUGAUCUGCAUCGCCUCCGUCAAGAGGACGCAGGCGGUGUGGAGCUGCUCCAGCUGUUUCUCUCUCUUCCACCUCCCCUGUAUUCAGAAGUGGGCCCGAGACUCGGCCUUCCUCGUCUCCUCGGUCACUGAUGAAGACUUUGGUCAGAAGCAGCAUCCCUGGCCCUGUCCAAAGUGUCGAGCAGAGUAUCCGCCCAGCGCCACGCCCAACAGGUACAUGUGUUUCUGUGGGAAGCUGCAGGACCCUCCAGCUGAUCCCUGGUUGGCUCCUCACUCCUGCGGCUCCGUCUGUCAGAAGGAGCUCAAACCCACCUGUGGACACACCUGUCUGCUGCUCUGUCACCCCGGUCCCUGUCCUCCGUGUCCAAAGAUGGUGGCAGUUUCCUGCAUGUGCGGCAAAGCUAAGCCCCUCCCCCGUCGCUGUAGCAACAAGGCCUGGUCGUGUCAGCAGCAGUGCAGCAAGUUGUUACCCUGCAAGCAGCACACCUGUACACAGCCCUGUCACACAGAGUGUUCUCCCUGUCCCCGAGUCAGCGUUCAGAGGUGUGUGUGUGGUCGAGAGACGGCAGAGAGACCCUGCGCCAGCCCUCAGUGGAACUGUCAGCAGGUAUGCGGCUCUCUGCUCUCCUGUGGGAAUCACACCUGUGAGGUUGUGUGUCACGAUGGAGUUUGUCCCCCGUGUCCUCGCUCCGUCAGCAGAUCCUGUCCCUGCGGCAAGACCAAGUCGUCUUUGCCGUGCACAGAGGAAGUGUCACCGUGCGGCGACACGUGCGACCGUCGUCUGUCGUGUGGGAAACACACCUGUUCAAUGAGAUGUCACAGAGGGAGCUGUGAGACCUGCAGACAGGAGGUGGAGAAGGAGUGCAGGUGUGGUAAAUACAGGAAGUUUAUGCCGUGUCAUAAAGAAUACCUGUGUGACUCCAAAUGUCCAAAAACCAGAAGCUGCCAGAGACACCAGUGCAGGAGGAAGUGUUGCCCUGGUAACUGCCCUCCGUGCGACCAGAGCUGUGGUCGGACUCUGGGGUGUCGCAACCACAAGUGUCCCUCCGGCUGUCACCAAGGUAGUUGUUAUCCCUGUCCGGAGUCGGUGGAGGUCAGGUGUACAUGUGGUUCCACCGGUUUGGCCGUCCCCUGUGGGCGAGAACGGAGCACCAAACCGCCUCGCUGCAAAGAGACCUGCAGGAGUCCUCCAUCCUGCCACCACCCGACCAGAGAGACCCACCGGUGCCACCCCGGGCCCUGCCCCCCCUGCAGACAGCCCUGCCUGCUGCGGCUGCCCGGCUGCAGCCACACCUGCCCGCAGCCCUGCCACGACCUGGUGCUGGUCAAGUCCCAACAGGUGCAGCUGGCGGGUCCGUGGGAGCAGCCGUCUGAACCAGCCUUUGUGAAGAAAGCUCUGCCCUGUCCGCCAUGUCAAGUACCGAUACCAACAGCCUGUUUUGGGGAACAUGAGGUCAGCCCGGUGCCGUGUCAUCGUCGGGGGCGGUUCUCCUGUACGCGACCUUGUGGACGACCUUUGACCUGCGGAAACCACGACUGCAGCAGGGAGUGCCACCUGGUUACCAACGGCAACAAGUGCGAGGUGUGCGACGAGGCCUGCUCUAAGCCCCGCCCCCCCGGCUGCCCCCACACCUGCUCCCGCCCCUGUCACCCCGGCGGCUGCCCCCCCUGCAGCCAGAUGGUCCGCCAGCGCUGCCACUGCAAGAUCAGCAUGCUCUACGUGGAGUGCACGAAGUUGACGGCCGCUGAUGAUCAGACGAAGCAGCAGCUGGGCUCCUGCCACAACCAGUGUCCUAAAGAGCUGAGCUGUGGUCAUCGCUGUAAGCAGGUGUGUCAUCCAGGAGUGUGUGAGGAGAAAUGUCAACAGAAGGUGAAGCUCAGAUGUCCCUGCAAGAGGAUCAAGAAGGAGUUUCCGUGCUCUCUGUCUGAUCAGUACGUUCAGUGUGACGAGGCCUGCAGAGACCAGCAGAAGAAAGUCAGCCAGCUGAAGGACGCGCAGCAGAGAGCAGCUCAGGAGGAGGAGCAGAAGAAACUUCAGGAGGAGCUCGAGGCGUUCGAGAAGCGUCAGCAGCGAGGAGGGAGGAGGAACAAGAAGCGGGGGAGGAAGGAGGAGGUGGACGACGAGGCGGGGAGGGCGGCGAGGUGGUGGAGGAGGUGCGCCGCCUUCGUCCUCGUGCCGCUGGGUGGAGCUCUGCUGUCGGCCGCCGCCUACUACCUCCUGAACACGCCCUGAACUCACGUUAAUACGAACACGUUCUCUCACAGCCACGAGUUCAAUUUAAUUCUGUCGUCUUAUUUCAAGUUUUUGUUUUCUGAUUUAUUCUCGAUUGUUUCUGUAAUUUAAAUUUAAUUCUCGAUUGUUUUUGUUGUUUUUUUUCGAGGUAGAAGUAGUUUUAGUUUCUUCCUGCUGGAAGUUCGACGGUUGAUCUGAGUUUCUGUACCGAUGCUAAAAAACAAGACGUAAAACUUUAUUUUAAAACAUUUUUAAAUCGAACAAUAAAAUGAAGUCAACGGUGUUAAUUUUCUGAACUGGAGCUGCAACAGAGGUUUAAUUUCAUUAUUGAUUAUUCAGUUAUUGGAGUCGUUUAUCCAAUAAAACAUUACGUUGUUAGAAUUUAUUAAAAACUGAUGAUUAUUUUUUCAGUUUGGACAAAAUUCACAAUAAAUAUCAUCAAAUGUUUUAUCUUGUACGAAGUGAAAGUCGUGAAUUCUCUCAUUUGAGUAACUGAAACCAUCACGUUCUGUAUUUUCUGUUGAUUGACGAAUAAUGGACCAAUCGUUGCAGCUCGAGUCUGAACACAAGUUUUAAAAGCUUCAUCAGAAACCGACAGCAGUGAGUAAAUAACUGAUACAUCUUCAGUAACUGAAGCUAAAGCUGAGUGAACGAGAACAUCUUCUCCUGUAUUUAAAUAAAUGAAAUCAGAUUUGACUGUUGGCUCAACUGGAAACAUGAACGAGUAAAAUCUGAAUUGUUUGUGUGCAGCAGAAACAAUAAACAACAUAAAAAACA
Molecule: messenger RNA, 3579 nt
Organism: Dicentrarchus labrax (European seabass)
Lineage: Eukaryota; Metazoa; Chordata; Actinopteri; Moronidae
Gene: nfxl1
Product: nuclear transcription factor, X-box binding-like 1
Exons: 25
Coding region: 103-2802 (899 amino acids)
Biological process (GO): regulation of DNA-templated transcription
Cellular component (GO): nucleus
Molecular function (GO): RNA polymerase II transcription regulatory region sequence-specific DNA binding; DNA-binding transcription factor activity, RNA polymerase II-specific; zinc ion binding
Source: RefSeq, a predicted model, not a curated record